CACAGACCCACAGCCGACUGCUCCUCGUCAGUUCCACGGUCCACGCCAGCUGCUUGUAACAUUUGGAUGAAAACAAGCCGCGGAGACGCUGACCUUUUUUAUUUGGAGGAGCGGCUUUGUGUGAACGCAGGCAGCUGUCACCUAAACCAAGUUCUUAGAAGUUGACACAGCGGCGUGAAUUCCAGUGUUGGGCAACUUGGAGCAAAGGCCGUCGUCUCAGCUGUCCCCCCCACCCCCUCACUUCGCCUCAGGUCCAAGGGACACCAAGUGAAGCUUGUAGCACAUUUGGCUCUGUUAUCGCUGUUAGGAGUCAACAACCUUCCGGCUAUCUGGCUUGUCUCCUGUCAGCCAGACGUUAAACUCUUAUUGCCGCUCUGGAUUAUGUGCCAUCCCCUUUGUUUUUUGUACCUUUAAGGAACGAUUCAAAAGUUUGAGGAAUUCUGUGAGAAAGCAUCAGCGCAGCUAAAGCCAACAGUUGAACUGAAUGUUGCUUUGAGUUUUAGUUCCGGCCUUAUUUUUCCAUUUCUGCAAAGAGGAUUCCUUCGCUUUGAAAAGUGCCACCAUGUUGGAGCUCAGCGCAACGCCACUCCCAGCAACGAGGAGGAAUUUGGAUCCAAGUAUCUUGUGAUGCCUUAAUGAACCAUUUAAAAAGACUUCUCUGUUAAACCUGAUAGCUUUUCUGUAGUCCCCCCCCCGCUUUAAACCCUUACUUUAUUUAACCCGUCUGCAUGAGGUGCAGGGAUGCCGCAUCACGCCGUGCGCAGUUCAUGAGAGAGGGGUUUCAUGUGGAGCAGAGCGGGAAGGUAGGAAAUGACAGAGUGCCUGACAGAAUGCAAGGCGCUGGUGACUCCAUCCACGCGCAACGGUCACCGCGUCUUCAGCUACACGCUGGAGAGCCACACGGCGGCGGCCUUCGCCAUCAUGAACGAGCUGCGCCUGGAGAGGCAGCUGUGUGAUGUCACCCUCCGCGUGCGCUACAAGGACCUCGAGGCGGUGGACUUCGUGGCUCACAAGGUGGUGCUGGCCUCAUCAUCGCCCGUCUUCAGGGCCAUGUUCACCAACGGCCUGAAGGAGUGUGGCAUGGAACUGGUUCCCAUCGAAGGGAUUCACCCCAGAGUCAUGGACCGACUGAUCGAGUUCGCCUACACUGCCAGCAUCUCCGUGGGGGAGAAGUGCGUCAUCCACGUGAUGAACGGAGCCGUCAUGUACCAGAUAGACAGCGUGGUCAAGGCCUGCUGCGACUUCCUUGUACAGCAGCUUGACCCUAGCAACGCCAUUGGCAUUGCGAGCUUCGCAGAGCAGAUCAGUUGCACAGAGCUCCACCAGAAGGCCAGAGAGUACAUCUACAUGAACUUCAGCCAGGUUUCGACCCAGGAGGAGUUCUUUAACCUGUCCCAGUGUCAGCUGGUCAACCUCAUCAGCCGCGACGAGCUCAACGUACGUUGCGAGUCCGAGGUCUUCCACGCCUGUGUGGCCUGGGUGCACUACGACCAGGAGAACCGCCGGCCGUACGUCCAAGCCUUGCUCCAGGCUGUCCGCUGCCAUUCCCUCACUCCCAACUUCCUGCAGACUCAGCUCCAGUCUUUGGACUGGGACCCUCAGUGUAAAGACUACUUGGCUCAGAUCUUCCAGGACCUCACACUCCACAAACCCACCAAAGUGGUUCCUUGCCGAACGCCCAAGGUCCCGCAGCUCAUCUACACAGCCGGCGGGUAUUUCCGUCAGUCUCUCAGCUACCUGGAGGCCUACAACCCCUGUACGGGAUCCUGGCUGAGGCUGGCCGACCUGCAGGUUCCCCGCAGCGGGCUGGCGGCCUGCGUGAUCAGCGGACUGUUCUACGCAGUCGGCGGCAGAAACAACGCGCCGGACGGGAACAUGGACUCCAACGCUCUGGACUGCUACAACCCUAUGAACAACUGCUGGCUUCCUUGCGCGCCCAUGAGCGUUCCCAGGAACCGGAUCGGGGUUGGCGUCAUCGAUGGCAUGAUUUAUGCCGUUGGCGGAUCACACGGAUGCAUCCAUCAUAACAGCGUGGAAAGGUAUGAUCCGGAGCGAGACCAGUGGCAGCUGGUGGCCCCGAUGUUAACGAGGCGAAUAGGAGUGGGCGUCGCAGUGAUUAACCGGCUUCUUUACGCCGUCGGGGGCUUCGACGGCGCCAACCGGCUCAGCUCCUGCGAGUGCUACUACCCCGAGCGGGACGAGUGGAGGACCAUGGCGCCCAUGAACACCGUGCGGUCUGGAGCUGGUGUGUGCGCUCUGGGCAAUCAAAUCUUUGUAAUGGGCGGAUAUGACGGCACCAACCAGCUGAACACUGUGGAGCGCUACGAUGUGGAAACGGACACGUGGAACUUCGCCGCCUCCAUGGGGCACAGGCGCAGUGCGCUGGGAGUCACCGCAUUACAUGGCCGCAUUUAUGUGUUAGGAGGCUACGAUGGCAACACUUUCCUGGACAGCGUGGAGUGUUAUGACCCAGAGACAGACAGCUGGUCUGAGGUGACGCACAUGACAUCAGGGCGGAGUGGCGUGGGUGUGGCCGUCACCAUGGAGCCAUGCCAGAAGGGUCUGCCUCAAUCUCAAAAGUCCGAGAGCAGCGACGGGUCAAACCAGAUUCAGUCCACCAGCUCGGAUUUUAGCCACUGCGGGUCUUACAGCAAAGGCACAUGA
Molecule: messenger RNA, 2664 nt
Organism: Cyprinodon variegatus (sheepshead minnow)
Lineage: Eukaryota; Metazoa; Chordata; Actinopteri; Cyprinodontiformes; Cyprinodontidae
Gene: keap1b
Product: kelch like ECH associated protein 1
Exons: 7
Coding region: 811-2664 (617 amino acids)
Molecular function (GO): protein binding
Source: RefSeq, a predicted model, not a curated record